Dracunculus medinensis (Guinea worm) is the source of this 1383-nucleotide messenger RNA. The record is from the annotation of a GenBank genome assembly. Lineage: Eukaryota; Metazoa; Nematoda; Chromadorea; Rhabditida; Dracunculidae.
AUGGAUGGCACUACUGAAUUAACGACAUAUAAGCAACAGCUGGAUGAUGUGGACAACGAAUUAAUGAACUGUGAUAAUUUGGAACGUCGAAAUGAAUUGCUUACAGCUCGAGCAGAUCUUGUUGAGUUGAUUGAUCUUCUUUCUGAAAAUCUUGAUGAAGAUACUGCAAAUAACGCUCAUCAACUGUCUUCAUUUUAUAAUGAAUCAGAUCAAUCAAAUGGCAAUAACCAAUCGGAAAAUGCAUUUAACGAAGAAUGCGAGAUUUCUGCAGAUGAAAUUAUUGGAAUGAACUGUCGUGCACCAUAUAAACGAAUUGUUGAUAAAGCUAUUCAUUUGCAUGAUGCAAUUAUUUUGGAGUUGAUCAACAAUGGCGAUUGCUCAUUAAAAGUAAAAAUUUUAUAUUGUUAUCCUUUGGAAUUAGCAAUGAAACCAUGUGAAUAUUUUUUAAAUGAUCGUUGCUCAUAUGGUGAAAACUGUAAAUAUUCGCACGGCGAAGAAGUUAUGUUUUCCGAUUUACUGGAAUAUGUUCCUCCUGAUUUCUCGAAUUUGGUUGAAGAUUCUUUGGUUCUUGUGCAAGUAGAAAAUGGUUUAUGGUGCAGUGGUAGAGUGACAGCUGUUGAUGAUGAAAAUCUUGCGGUUAAACUGCUUUCAACUGGAAAAGAGGUUGCUACACUAAGAAGCAAAGUUUUACCUCUUCCUGAAUUCUCCAAAGAUUCUUCUUUAGAUUUGGAAGUAUCGGAACAAAGUUCUUCUUCCUCAUCUUGGCAAGAAUUAAAAGGUGAAACAAAAGGUCGCGUUACUAUUGGAGAUCUCGGAGAUUGGGAAAAGCAUACUCGUGGUAUUGGAAUGAAACUGCUUUUAAAAAUGGGAUAUCGAGUUGGAGAAGGUUUGGGUCGCAAUUCAGAUGGUAUUGUUCACGCUAUUCAACCUGUUAUUUUUCCGAAAAAUAAAUCGGUGGAUAUUUGUAUGGAAUCAAAGAAAAAAGUUAUUGAUGGUUUGAAUCAAAAACGAGAUUGUGUAAAGCGAGCUAUAGCUAAGAAAUUGGCGGAAUCAGCUGCUAACAAUAAUGUCUUUGCUCUUAUUAAUAAAUUAAAUCCCGAGACACAGAAAGUUUUGGAUCAUGAAGACAAGCAGUUAAAGGCAUCUUCAUCAAAAUGUUUGGGUAUUCAUUCAUUAAAUAUAGACAAGGAGAUAAAAGAACUGAAAAUAAAAGAACGAAAAUUGCAUGAAGGGAUUGCAAGAAAUAUGCGAGAUCGAACGACAGCUGAAAGGUUAAAACGAAAUUUAGCACAUUGUCAACAAGAAAUUGCAAAAUUAAAGAAGCGGCAGCAACGGUUGGCUAAUGAGAUUGAUAAUCGACGCUAUAAGAAGGAUAUUUUUUAA